Molecule: messenger RNA, 2021 nt
Organism: Dendroctonus ponderosae (mountain pine beetle)
Lineage: Eukaryota; Metazoa; Arthropoda; Insecta; Coleoptera; Curculionidae
Product: alkaline phosphatase
Biological process (GO): dephosphorylation
Molecular function (GO): alkaline phosphatase activity
Source: RefSeq, a predicted model, not a curated record
UGUUAACGUUAGUAUCGUUACGAUGUUCCAAUUGAGCUUUUCCGUAAUCGAAUAGCGUUGGCUGGAAAUUUUGCAUUACGCGCGAAAUUGAAAAGUUUCAAGUUGCGUCGCGUUUAGGUGAUUGGUGCAAUUGACUGGGUUUAAGUUGGAAAUUUGCUCGCGAUUGGGACCUUGGAAACGAAAGCCGCGCGAAACUAUCGAAGACAACAAACGCCCAUAUCUGAACCUGCAAAAAUGUGAACUAAUGUUUAUGGAAACUACAUAGUGCGCGCAAAUUCGACGGGAAGCCAUGUGCCUGUUGGUUUUCUUUAAGUGCUCGUUCGUCUUUUUGACUCUGAUAUUUACCCUGGGGAAAGGCAUCCCAGCUAAGAAUCCGAAACAGGACAAAGUUUUGGAUAAGGAAUAUUGGUAUGAACAUGCCAGGAUCGCACUGAGGAAGCGGCUGCAAUAUGCGACCGAUCAAAGACCUUUCGCAAAAAAUGUCAUUCUCUUUGUUGGCGAUGGAAUGGGCGUGGCAACCACAACAGCUUCCAGAAUUUUGCGAGGCCAACGAAUGGGCAAUAGUGGAGAAGACCAUGAACUUACUUGGGACACUUUUCCGGCAGUGGCUUUGGCCAAGGAAAAUCCACGGGAAUAGUGACCAACACCAGAAUAACUCACGCAACUCCUGCAGCCCUUUAUGGACAUGCUCCAUCCAGAUACUGGGAAGACGACUCGAAGGUGCCGCCUGCUUCCAGGAAGUCCUGCAAAGACCUCGCCAGGCAGCUUAUUGAAAAUGAUCCAGGCAGGAACAUAAACGUUUUGCUGGGUGGCGGUCGCCGGCAUUGGCUUCCGAAAGUGGCACAUGACCCCGAACUAACCAAAGAAGAGGGACGCAGAUUGGAUGGCCGAAACUUGAUUGAUGACUGGAUGAGAGACAAAAAGAAACGCGGCUUAAAUGCGGAAUACGUCUGGAGCAAGGGAAAUUUGGAAAAGAUCAAACCGGCGGAAAUCGACUAUUUAUUGGGUUUGUUUUCAUAUUCCCACAUGGAUUUUGAAGUGGAUCGCGAUCCAGGCCCGUCUGGAGAUCCCUCGCUAGCCGACAUGACCCGCACAGCGCUCUCGAUAUUGCUCAAGAACCCCAAAGGAUUCCUGCUGGUUGUUGAAGGUGGUCGCAUAGAUCAUGCCCAUCAUUACAACAACGCUUAUCGAGCUCUGGAUGAAACUCUUGCGAUGGAAACUGCAGUUUUGGCUGCUCUAGCUAUGGUUAAUCCGACCGAGACUCUGAUCGUGGUAACAUCGGAUCAUUCGCAUGUUUUAACUCUUGGUGGACAAGCUACUCCUAGGGGUCAUCCGAUUCUUGGUCCGGAUAGUAAAGUCUCCGAUGUGGAUGGACAACCGUACACGACUCUAUUAUAUGGAAAUGGGCCUGGAUUUGCCACUCCAAGAAUCGUUCCCAUGAACACAUCGUCCGCAAUGGAGGAUAAGAACCAGGUGCAUGGCUCAGCUGUGCCCAGGCAAUGGGGCACUCAUGCUGGAGAGGAUGUGCCCGUUUACGCUCUGGGUCCUUUAGCUACGACUUUAUUCGCAGGCACUUUUGAUCAGAGCUACAUUCCACACGCCAUAGCAUAUUCUGCAUGUCUAGGAGAGCAUAGGCUGCGUUGCCAAGGCUUGGACAACUUUGUCUCAACUCCUCCACAUAACUGCACUUCCAAUGGUGAAGCAUCUGGAAACUCCGUGAACGGACAGCCCAUAGCUGUUGCCUCCAGUGUAAUGGCUGACGACAGUCACCGGGUUAGCUCAGAAGGAGUGGUGGAUAGUCUGGAGAAACUCCUUCUGUCUGUGUUGGCCUUCCUAUUGGUUGCAAUUACUUAGGUGGAGUACUGAUUUUCAAUGGUGCUGAUCAGGGUGUUUCGUAGUGAACAGCAGUGUGUAAAUGGAAAUUAUAAAGAAGUUAUUAUGUUGUGUUUUUAAAUGAAUAGUGUUUGUGUAUAUAAAUAGGUAUGUAUUAGUAGUAUAAUGGACCAAAGUUUUACUGUAAA